Molecule: messenger RNA, 3942 nt
Organism: Diceros bicornis minor
Lineage: Eukaryota; Metazoa; Chordata; Mammalia; Perissodactyla; Rhinocerotidae
Exons: 2
Coding region: 583-1599 (338 amino acids)
Source: RefSeq, a predicted model, not a curated record
GGGAGGGCUGCCUGGCCUCCCUCUUGUCGGCUCUUACCCGCUCAGCCUUGCUGGGGUUGGUGCUCACGCCCGAAGCGAAAUCAUGCAGCUUCUGGCGAACCUCUGUGGAAAAAUUCCGGCUCUUCAGGCCGCCAGGACAGAGGGCUGGGGGUGGUGGGUUCCUGGAUGAGGACAGUGAGCAGGUGGUUACAGACGCCCCUUCUGGAUGCGGUUCAUGUGCUCCCAGACACCACACAGCCCUGGACUUCCUCACAUCUCACUGGCCACUCCUCGCCUCGCUGUGUGCUGCAAAGCCCCAGGGGUCCAGCCCCUGAACAAGGGAGGGGCCCAUACUCUGCUCCACACUCUCAUGGGGUCUCACCAGGGUUUCCAAUAUCACUCACUGAGAUGCCAACGCUGACCAGUGGUCGAUGACUGUUAAAGCCGGAUGAUGAGGAUAUUGAGGUUGGUUAUGCUAUUCUCUUUACUGUUGUAUAUUUGAAUUUUUCCAAAAGAAAAAAGUGACAUGUAAACAAACAGCACCUAUCUAUACAAGACUUGAGAUCCAAACAGCAGUUGAACAAAUGCCCAUGGACGUCAAAAAUGCAUCCUACACAUCCCACAAACCAAAUGGAGCUCGAUCCCCCGCUCUCCAAAUCUUCCCCAGCCCAUGUCCUGUGCAUCUUGGUGAGAAGCCACCGUGUUCCAGCCAAUCAGGCCCAGAGCCCUGGAGUCUGGCUUUAUUCCGUCUUUACCGCCUCCAGUACAUCCAACCCAUCAGCAAAUCCUCCAAAAUCUAUCCUGACAGAACCCUUUUUCUGGCCACUCCCAGAGAUUCCAGAACCUCCUGCCUCUGCUCCUGCACCGCUAUCUGCUAUCACUCCAACAUCACUCCCUCUUGAUGCCCCCAGGGACUGCAGGGACAGGUCUGUGCUCAGGCCUCUCCUCCAAGGCUGGGACGGGCCUGUGCUGCAGCCCCCUCCCUACAGCAAAGAACCAAUGAGUCACAGUCCUCCUCUGAACACAUUCUGUCGAGCACUCCUCGCUCUGAAUCAUGGGACCUACUUUGCUUCCUUGUCUACCAUCCAUCAUCCACACCCAUCAUCAGCUCCAGGAGAGCAAGGCCCAGUCUGUAUCACCAGCACCCCCAAUAGCACCCAGAAAUCAGGGGCCUCUUCACAGACACUGCAUGCUGGUCCCCAAAUCGUCUACUUUGCUGAACUGCACUCUGGCAGGCUGUCAGCACCUACAUGGAGGGACGUGAUUGCAUCCCUGCAGACCCCAAGGCUGAUUAACUGCCAGGCUUCAAGGAUAUAUCUCACUCUCUGUGGCGGGCACCAUGAAGAAAAUUCUCUCUGGUCCAAAAGAAAUCCAUCUCUUCUUCUAGUAACCAGGCCAUCAACCAGGCCCCAUGGCUCAGGAAUCCCCAUUACUUGGGCUGCUAGGGGCUCAAAGCAAGAUCUGAAGCCCCUCCUGGCCAGUGGGGAACACCCAAGAUCAAGAACAAAGGCUCUGGGCCGGCCCCGUGGCUUAGCGGUUAAGUGCGCGCGCUCCGCUGCUGGCGGCCUGGGGUUCGGAUCCUGGGCGCAUACCGACGCACCGCUUCUCCGGCCAUGCUGAGGCCGCGUCCCACAUACAGCAACUAGAAGGAUGUGCAACUACGACAUACAACUAUCUACUGGGGCUUUGGGGGACAAAAAGGAGGAGGAUUGGCAAUAGAUGUUAGCUCAGAGCCGGUCUUCCUCAGCAAAAAAGAGGGGGAUUAGCACGGAUGUUAGCUCAGGGCUGAUCUUCCUCACAAAAAAAAAAAAAAAAAACAAAUGCUCUACCAUCUCAGUGUCUGGGCUGGAAUACUGGUUUUUCAUCUUGCUUGUGUGUAACCUUAGGCAAGUUACUAACCUUUCUAUGCCUCAGUCUCCUCAUCCGUGACAGGUGAUGAUAGUAAUAAUAAUUAGUAGUCACAACGCUUAGUGCUGAUAAUGGUCAUGGUGGUAACUGGUAUUAACAUCUGUUCAGCAUCCAUUACGUGCCAUGCGUGUACCUUGUCUAAUGCCUGCAGCACUCUCCCCUUUCUCUCUUUAAAGGGUCCUGACUGUGGGGACGAGAUGCCCUGAGGCACAUGUGCUGGCUGUCUCCCACAGGAGGAGACAAGAGGAGAGUGGGGUCAGGUGCCCACCUGCUGGCUCCCUCCCUGCGGGGCCCUCCCUGGUGGGCAGUGGCUCCUGCUGCAGCUAGAGCUCUCUGUCUUGGUCCUGGAAUGGCUCGCUCUCCUCGCCCCACAUGACAGGUACGAAUGCGCCCCCGUGGCCGGCCCAGCAGGUGGAGAGCGCGGCUCUACAGCGGGUGACGUUGAGCCUGUUACCUUUGGACUGUUACUGCUUCAUCUGCCUCUUCCUGCCCUUGCCUCCCUUCCUCUGUCUCACCUCAGCCCUUCUGUGGUUCUGGACCGCACAGCCCUUGGGAGCCGCAGGGAAUAAGCACAAAUGAAGGCCGGGGCAUACCUCUUCCUGCAGCGGAACCUCUGCACCGGGGUCAGCGUGGCCACACCCAGGCGCUUCAUGACCAGACGGUAGUGGAUGUCGUUCCAGAGCUGCACCAGCUCCUGGCUGCCACCUGGCACCCGGCAGCCCUGCCAAGAAAAGCCUGCUGAGACCUGGCUGCCCUCGCCCACCCUGGAGCACCGCCAUCCGACCCAACCUGACCCCUGGGAAGAGCUGCUCAUUGACGUGCAGCUGGCUCCACGGCCACCGGCUCACGUCAGCCCUUCAGCCUCCCACGAAGCACACGAGGUGUCACGCUGGGUGUCAAGGAUCCUAUAAGGAGGAAAACCGCAGCAGCUCCUCCCUCACAGGGCCUUCGGUGCAGUGCAGGAGGCACACGCAACACAGGCUGACAAAUAAAUAGGCUUCUAAUCACGAACUGAGGAAGGAGCCACAGAGUGGGGAACGAGGGGCUGUACUACAAUAAGGGGGCAGUGCCUAGGUGGAGUGACAUUUAAAGCAGAAACCAGAGGGGCCGGCCCAGUGGCGCAGCAGUUAAGUGUUCACACUUCUCUUUGGCAGCCGGGGUUUCACAGUUUCAGAUCCUGGGCGUGCACUGAUGCACCGCUUGUCAAGCCAUGCUGAGGCGGCGUCCCAUAGAAAAUAGAGGAAGAUGGGCACAGAUGUUAGCCCGGAGCCAAUCUUUCUCAGCAAAAAAGAGAAAGAUUGGCAUCGGAUGUUAGCUCAGGGCUGGUCUUCGUCACAAAAAAAAAAAGCAGAAACCAGGUAGGAAGGCACCAGCCACAGAAAGAGUCGGGCUCUAGCCUCUGGCAGAGGGAAUGGCACGUGCAAAGGUCCUGAGACAAAGAAAUAUCUCAGGAGUUGUAGGAACAGCAAGGAAGCCAGCACAGUUAUUGUGGAGGAAGCCCAGGGAGAGUCUGGAGAUGAAACUGUGGAGAAGGCGGGCUCAGAUCGCAGGCAGGUGCACAGCAUGGUCCCAUCUGCAGUUUUAAAACUCCCUCUGGCUGCUACGUGAGGAACAGAUCAAGGAGGCAGGAGAGGACAUAGGGAGAGCAGCGAAGAGGACAUCACAUGGCUGGUGGGGAGGGGCGGUGGAAAUAGAACUGGAAAGAAUUGAGCAUCUUGAAGGUAAACUCAGCAGGAAUUAUGCACGGACUGUAAUAUGUGGUAAAAGAGAGAAAAACUGACUCCCAAAUCCCUUAUUUGAACACCUUUGAGCCAGAUAUAUUUUGGAAUUCAGAAUUUCUCAGAUUUUAGGAAGUAACACAGGUAUAUACUACAUAAUAUGCACCACCCCAGUAUAAUCUGGGGCAGGCAACAUCCUGCUAUCAAACAUACCAGUAUUUGGGUAGCAAAAUGUACCACAGGCACAUUAAGUGAAUAAAUAAAGACCAUGCUGGGACGGUGGUGGCCGCUGCAUGCCUCUGCACCCCCCACAGACCACUCCUACCUCCAGCAGCCG